Messenger RNA from Symbiodinium necroappetens, 353 nucleotides. The record is from the annotation of a GenBank genome assembly. Lineage: Eukaryota; Dinophyceae; Suessiales; Symbiodiniaceae.
GUCGGGUGCAGGAGUUGAUCCGCAGCGGUCACGAAAGGCAGGAGGUCAAGAACAAGAUGUUGGAGAGGCAUUUCGAGGAGCUGGAAAGCUGUGGCUCCAGCUACCUUGACAAGCUGAAGAGCCUGCGAUCUGAGGUGCGCUGUGAGGUCGAGUCCCGGCAAGAUGCGGAGACGAAGGCGCAGGUCCUUGAAGAGGAGCUACGUCGCUUCCGCGAUGAGCUGGAAGGAAGCCGGUCCGUGCUAAACGCGCAGUUCUCGGCCAACCAGCAGCUCUUGAGCAAUGAAUGCGAUGCGGCCACAAGUUUGCUGCUUCGCGCGACGGAGCAGCUGCACAGCGCCAGCUCCGGUUCGUGA